Messenger RNA from Parascedosporium putredinis, 1539 nucleotides. Lineage: Eukaryota; Fungi; Ascomycota; Sordariomycetes; Microascales; Microascaceae. The record is from the annotation of a GenBank genome assembly.
AUGGAGUUAAUGAUGAGGUUACUAAUGGUGUGGCCAUCUCAAAGGACAGUCCCCCAGUCGAGUGCAGCAGAUGAUCUGGCUGAAGCCCACGAGCCUGAUUCACCUACCCAUACUCCAUCUUCGGGGGCACUCUCGCUCAUCAAGUCGAAAGCUGACUCCGAAAAUCUUGGUAUUGAGCAGGCGAGCUCGGGAAGUAAUGAGGCCGAAGGAUCUGUGGACGUUCCACUCAACUGGGCUGAACAGUUGACCCUUUUCGGAAAGGCCUAUUACGCUCGACUCUGCCAACACACAUCGGCAUUCGACGAAGAGUGCACCUUCUGCUGGCAAGGCACCACCCUACGGUGUACUGGUUGUGGUGCUCGCUUUUGCACAACCGACUGCCGUAAUAUGGACCGGAAAUUCCACAAGCGAGUGUGCAAGCAGUUCGGAGCAUUUGAUCCUACGACGCGACCUUCGAGCGAUCAUUUCCUUGCCAUGGUGAUACCUAUGACACGCCAGAACCCCGACCUCGUCUGGUGCCAGCUAGUCGGACCAGAGAAGAAGCUCCGACUCGAACACGAUGAAAUUUCCGACUCUGUCAAGAAUUUUGGCGAAUUCAUUUCUCUCAAGGGAAAGGCGUUCCAUGUCAAUGGGAGCCCCGGAACUUCUCUGGCCACCAUUGGGCAUGGUCUGGCAAUGGUAGAUGUCUAUGGCUUGAAAUCGUCGGAGAAGCUCGGCUUGUCGCAUGUAAACCAGUGCCUUCACAGCCUUACCGCUCCUGGUGCCCUAAGAUUCCGCACAGGUCCAUGGAUCGCUUUUGCUUUCAAGUCGGAUGAGUCCGGCCUGCCCCAAAAGGGCCUCGAUGUGGUCCCAAGAGACUGGCGCUAUAUUGUUGACCACGUUGUUUACGACCCCUCGAAUGCCUUUUACGGGGAACCUCCUAGAACCCGUACGAAGCCUGUGACCUUUGGGGUGAAGCUCAACAAUAUCGACCACCCUAUCAUCUCUUUGGUCACGGGUAUUAAGCAACCACUUGAGGACGUUUGCGUACCUAUCUUUGAAUGGCCUGACACCGGACCAUCUGCUCUUGCCUUCCAGAUCGGCUUACCUUGGAAGAUACGGUACAUCAUGAAGGAUGGGGACGGUGCCUCUAAAUGGGUCACGGUUGAAGAAACUGGGGUUAUGACGUUCAUUGCCUUCUCUUACGGAUCGGACCGCCUUGUUCACUCCGAGCACAUUAAGGCAUUCAAUAAAUAUCUCGACUUCUCGCUGGGGCGGAAGAUUGUGCCGUCUCGAGUGGGUUUCAUGGACUACUGGGAGAAGCACCGUCAGGUAUUGGUUGCGAAGACCAACCGAAAUAUCAUUGCAACCCCAUACCAUGGACCCCCUAACCUAGAGGAACUCAUCCAGUUUGGACACGAGGAUGACGCGAAGAGAAGAGGGGUGAUGAAUUUGAUGGGGCACUUCGCCGCCAAGGGUUUCUUAAUGGCUGUUCACGAGGAGAACGGUGUUUUCGUUCCCGACGAGAUCACCGCUCCCUUUGACAGCGAGGGUGCUUAG